This is a messenger RNA of Carassius gibelio (silver crucian carp), 2452 nucleotides long. RefSeq lists its product as uncharacterized. NCBI's taxonomy places the organism in Eukaryota, Metazoa, Chordata, Actinopteri, Cypriniformes, Cyprinidae. Gene Ontology annotation, cellular component: nucleus. The transcript has 11 exons. Gene Ontology annotation, molecular function: deSUMOylase activity. The coding region runs from base 330 to 1922 and encodes 530 amino acids. Gene Ontology annotation, biological process: protein desumoylation. The record is from RefSeq and is a predicted model, not a curated record.
UGAUCAAGUGCAAAGACCGCAAGUGUGGAUAUUCAGACAAGGAUCUUGGUAUGGACAGUAAAAGAUCUUGGUCAGCAUCUGCAACGCCAUUACAGGAGACCAAUGAUGUCAUCAGCUUCGCGCAGCGUUGCUGUUUAUGCUUUCGUGGAAACAACGCGACUAUAUUCAUUGAUUGAGGUGAAAAAAUCUCGUCAUGCAUAAUUUGGUUUAUUUGCCCCAAAUGCGUGGAAAAUAAAGGCGAAGCUGCUGUGUGUGAUAUUAUCUUACACUGGUGUAAAACGGCACUUAAAAGAGACGAGCUGGCGCAGGUAGCAGGUUGCCAGUGGACUAUGAGAGACAGCGGUGGAAGCCUGGCCCAGAACCACUGGCAAGGUGAACUCUCCUUGAUUGUGAGCCAGGAAGCCAGCAGUGUUGGGGGAAUGGGAGGUGUUCUAAUGGACCCAAACUCCCCUCCGAAUGCUACCAGCCCCAUUCACCUCAAACUAGGUCACAAGGAACAAGUCUGGACUGGAGAGUACAUAGAACCGGUAGAGGUUGAUGAAGAAGCUGGUUUUGAUGAGGAUGACGAAGAUAUGGAAGAAGAACAAGAUGAGGAAGACAUCAAUUCAGAAUGUGCUCCAUGGGAGGAGAAAGAUGAAGUGGAAGACUGGCAAAUGCCAUUUGAAUCACAACCGCAAACCAUGCUCGCUAAUAAUUAUCGGAAGCAGGAAUCCUUGUGUGAAGGUGAGGCCAGAUUCCAAGCCAGAGACUUUGUUGAGAAUCCCUUCCGGAUUCGGCUUCAUGGACUUAGACAGCAAAGGCUGAAGCGAUGGCGAAGACUACGGUCUAGUGCAAGGUUACACAACCAGCUUGUGCAGAAUUGGAAAACGUGGAGACAACGGGCCCAGUGGGUCAACACCUUAGGGUAUCGACGGGCAAGGAGGUGCCGCCAAUAUAGCCUUUGUGCCAGCAAGAGACGGGAUGAGCAGGGAUGUGACACCACGGGUUCAUCACAAACAGAAACCAAUUUCUCUGGUUUCAAUGGUUAUCGUGGGGAUUCUCAGUCAAAUUCAACAGUCAGUGGUGGUCAGGAAUAUCUUUCUGUGCCCCUGAAGCCCACCGCUCAAAGGAUGGAGAUGACUCUUACAGAGGAGCACAGGUCUUAUGUCCAAGGUCUUCUUGACGAGUACCUUCAAAAGUAUGGAAGUCUGAUUCCUGUACAUUCAGAUGACAUUGUUGAGGAAUUGCAGGGCAUUUUCAGCGAGGACUUCUCUCAGCCUCACAGGAAAGUCAUGGUGCAACAUUUAAUUCAGUCCUAUCAGAGAUCAUCAGGGACUGCCAUGGUGAAAGGGUUCCGGGUGAAUUACAAGCGUCAUGUUCUCACAAUGGAUGAUCUCAGCACCCUCUAUGGACAGAAUUGGCUCAAUGACCAGGUCAUGAACAUGUAUGGAGACCUUGUGAUGGAUUCAGUGCCUGAAAAGGUGCACUUCUUUAACAGUUUCUUUUAUGACAAGUUGAGGACCAAAGGUUAUGAUGGAGUGAAACGGUGGACAAAGAAUGUGGACAUCUUCCAGAAGGAUCUGUUGUUGAUUCCCAUUCAUUUAGAAGUGCACUGGUCACUGGUCUCGGUUGAUAUUAAACAACGCUCCAUCACGUACUUCGAUUCUCAGCGAACCCUUAAUCGCCGCUGCCCCAAACAUAUUUUUAAAUACCUUCAGGCAGAAGCCAUAAUAAAAGAGAAGAGAGAAUUUCUCACAGGGUGGAAAGGUUUAUUUAAAAUGAAUGUUGGCAGACAGAAUAAUGACAGUGACUGUGGUGCAUUUGUCCUGCAGUAUUGCAAAUGUCUUGCAUUGCGUCAGCCCUUCAGCUUCAGUCAACAGGACAUGCCCAAACUGAGGAGACUUAUGUACAAAGAACUGUGUUAUUGCAAGCUCUUACUGUGAUAUUUGUGUAAAGACUGCACAGCCAUUUUACCUGAGAGACUUCACACUGAGGAUAUUUCAUCCUCACUUUCUAUUUUAUUUUUUUGUAUAACUUUUUUGUUUGGUUUCGUACUGGAGCCCAACAUAUUGUCUGAGAAAUAUGAAGUGGUUUAUGGUGGACAGCCUGUCUUGCCCUUGUGACAUACUGCCUAAAAGGAAAACUGUUUCAGAUUUUGCUUUUGUUCUGUGCAUAAAGAUGUAGCUGUUCCGAAAUGUUGGCAUGAGGGUAUCUGUUCCCGGAUGCAAGUGACAAAUCAUGUCUGCAGUUUUGUUUUUAAUAAAUCAUCUUAUGAAAAUAAUGAUCUGUGUGUUCAUCAGAACACUUAAAUUAUAUUAUUCUGUCAGUCACAUUGCAAUUAAUGAUGACAUGAUAUUUUGAAAUGGCCGGGAUUUCUAAUGAAGUGCUACUGAAUCAAUGUCUCAGGCUGAAGUAUUCUCAGGUUAAGCUGUUUUCGCCCUUAUUCAGACUGGAAAUAAUACCAGUUAGCUGA